Messenger RNA from Condylura cristata (star-nosed mole), 1221 nucleotides. RefSeq names its product ras-related protein Rap-2c-like. Gene Ontology annotation, molecular function: GTPase activity; GTP binding; GDP binding. Bases 36 to 638 code for a protein of 200 amino acids. The transcript has a single exon. Gene Ontology annotation, biological process: Rap protein signal transduction; negative regulation of cell migration. Lineage: Eukaryota; Metazoa; Chordata; Mammalia; Eulipotyphla; Talpidae. Gene Ontology annotation, cellular component: plasma membrane. The record is from RefSeq and is a predicted model, not a curated record.
UUCCUCCCGACCUUCCCGCCUGCCGCGCCUCGGCCAUGGCUAGCCUGCUGCCGCGACCCGCCAAGGGCUACCGGGUGGUGCUGCUCGGGAGCGUGGCCGUGGGCAAGACCGCGCUGGCCACGCAGUUCGCCUGCGGCAGCUUCCCCGAGCAGUGCGAGCCGUCGGUGGAGGACCUCUUCAGCAAGGUGAUCGAGGUGAACCAGGCGCCCGCGCUGCUGGAGAUCGUGGACACGGUGGGCGCCGAGCACCUGGUCACCCUCAAGGACCUCUACAUCAAGAACAGCGACGGCUUCGUGGUGCUCUACAGCGUGUGCAGCGAGGCCUCCUUCGAGGCGGUGCGGCCGCUGCGGGAGCGCAUGGGCCGGCUGCGGGGCCCCAAGGCCGUGCCGCUGGUGCUGGUGGGCAGCAAGGCCGACCUGGAUGGCGAGCGCGAGGUGCUGACGGCGCGGGGCCGCGCACUGGCCCGCGAGUGGCGGUGCCCGUUCCUGGAGGUCACGGCCAAGAGCAAACUGAUGGUCGACCAGGUGUUCACGCAGGUGGUGCGCGAGAUGGAGGCGCUGGCCCCGCGCGUGGUGGAGGUCCCGGCCCCCCCGACCGUCUACCCAGAUACCUGGCCGUCGGAAAGGUUCAUCGGCUGACCGCCCUCCGGGUCUGGUAUUUGCGCCCUCUCGCGAUCUCUGCGGCUCAGCAGCAGUUCCCAGCUCUGAACAAGGUUAUCCAAGCGCCAGCGGCGGCUACUUCCACGUGUUCACUCCAACCCGUGUUUCCAGUUGUCUGCGGAUCUCAGAUACUUGGGGGACUCUUGCAACUUUGAUUGCACCCGACAGUGUGUAAGAAGAAAGCCUAUUUUUUUUUUCUGGUGUGGACGAGAGGUGCUAUCCCUUCUGGGAGCGGCGUUCGUUACCGGCCGUUUGAGUAAAACCUUCCCAGCUGCAUGGCCGCUUGGGCUCCAUGAGGACCGGAGCUGGCGCUGAGCCUGCGACCCCGGCUCACGCUGCCGCCCACAGCACGGCUCGGAGAGCGGCCUCGCAGCACGAGUAUUUCCCCUCUGCAAGCCUCUCAGUACCUCCCGACACACCCCUGGGCUGGGGGUGCUUGGGAGGGCGCAUCUGGGUGCCGGAGCUCCCCGCCUCACGCUGUAACCCGCCUCUCGCUGUAACCCCCCGCCUCUCGGCUACUCGCUUUGCAUCUGUGAAUUGAGUGAAAAUAAAACUGCUCUAG